Messenger RNA from Puma concolor (puma), 2403 nucleotides. Lineage: Eukaryota; Metazoa; Chordata; Mammalia; Carnivora; Felidae. The record is from RefSeq and is a predicted model, not a curated record.
AUGGACCAGCUCAUCAUGCUGGACUCAACAGAAGAUCAUUUACUAAUGAGUGGCCAAAAGAAAAGGUCGCUGAGGGCUAGCAUGGGUCUUGGCCACUCUGCUGAACUGGCAUUUGCUGUGGAACCAAGCGAUGAUGUUGCAGUCCCUGGGCAGCCUAUAGUGCUGGGCUGCAGGGUGGAGGGGACUCCUCCAGUGCGAAUCACCUGGAGGAAGAAUGGGGUGGAGCUGCUGGAGAGUACCCACUCCACCUUGCUGGCCAAUGGGUCCCUGAUGAUCCAUCACUUCCGGCUGGAUCGGGGAGGCAGCCCUUCAGACGAGGGUGACUAUGAGUGUGUGGCUCAGAACCGCUUUGGGCUGGUGGUCAGCCGGAAGGCUCGAAUCCAGGCUGCAACCAUGUCCGACUUCCACGUGCAUCCUCAGGCCACCGUGGGAGAGGAGGGCGGUGUGGCCCGCUUCCAGUGCCAAAUCCACGGGCUGCCCAAACCCCUAAUCACGUGGGAGAAGAACAGAGUCCCCAUUGACACGGACAAUGAGAGGUACACAUUGCUGCCCAAGGGGGUCCUGCAGAUCACAGGACUUCGGGCUGAGGACAGUGGUGUCUUCCAUUGCGUAGCCUCUAACAUUGCCAGUGUCCGAGUCAGCCACGGGGCCAGGCUCACCGUGUCAGGCUCAGGCUCCGGGGCCUACAAGGAGCCAAUGAUACUCGUGGGGCCUGAGAACCUCACCCUGACAGUGCACCAGACUGCGGUGCUGGAGUGUGUCGCCACGGGCAACCCGCGCCCCAUUGUGUCCUGGAGCCGCCUGGAUGGCCGCCCCAUUGGGGUGGAGGGCAUCCAGGUGCUGGGCACUGGCAAUCUUAUCAUCUCAGAUGUGACCGUCCAGCACUCCGGCGUCUAUGUCUGUGCAGCCAACAGGCCAGGCACCCGGGUGAGGAGAACAGCACAAGGCCGGCUGGUGGUGCAAGCCCCAGCUGAGUUUGUCCAGCACCCCCAGUCCAUCUCCAGGCCAGCUGGGACCACAGCCAUGUUCACCUGCCAAGCCCAGGGUGAGCCGCCCCCUCAUGUCACAUGGUUGAAGAAUGGACAGGUGCUGGGGCCAGGAGGCCACGUCAGGCUGAAGAAUAACAACAGCACCCUGACAAUUUCUGGAAUCGGCCCUGAGGAUGAGGCCAUCUACCAGUGUGUGGCUGAGAACAGUGCUGGCUCCUCACAGGCCAGCGCCAGGCUGACCGUGUUAUGGGCUGAGGGGCUGCCUGGCCCCCCCCUCAAUGUGCAGGCAGUCUCUCUGUCACCCACUGAGGUCCGUGUGUCCUGGAAUGAGCCCCUGGUCAACACCAAGGAGAUUAUCGGCUAUGUCCUGCACAUCAGGAAGGCUGCUGACCCUCCGGAGCUGGAGUACCAGGAGGCAGUCAGCAAGAACACCUUUCAGCACCUGGUGAGCGACCUUGAACCCUCCACUGCCUACAGCUUCUACAUCAAGGCCUAUACCCCAAGGGGGGCCAGCUCAGCCUCUGCCCCCGUGCUGGCCAGCACCCUGGGUGAAGCACCUGCCCCACCCCCGUUGUCCGUGCGGGUCCUGGGCGGCUCCUCCCUGCAGCUGCUGUGGGAGCCCUGGCCCCGGCUGGCCCAGCAUGAGGGAGGCUUCAAGCUGUUUUACCGUCCAGCAAGCAGGGCCUCCUUCACCGGCCCCAUCCUGCUGCCUGCAACAGCCUCCUCCUACAACCUCAGCCAACUCGACCCCACCACGGUGUACGAGGUGAAGCUGCUGGCCUACAACCAGCAUGGGGAGGGCAAUGCCACAGUCCGCUUCGUAUCUUUGAGAGGAGCAUCUGAGAGGACAGCCCUGAGCCCACCAUGUGACUGCCGGAAGGAGGAACCCACCAACCAAACGUCCACUACAGGCAUCGUCAUUGGCAUCCACAUCGGGGUCACCUGCAUCAUCUUCUGUGUCCUCUUCCUCCUGUUCGGUCAAAGGGGCAGGGUCCUCUUGUGUAAGGAUGUAGAAAACCAGCUCUCCCCUCCUCAGGGCCCCCGGAGCCCAAGGGAUCCUAGCAUCCUGGCACUGAAUGGGGCAGGACGGGGAGAGCGGGGCCGAGACAAGAAGCGCGUGGACAUGAAAGAACUGGAACAGCUGUUCCCCCCAGCUGGGGCAGCGGGGCAGCCGGACCCCAGACCCGUGCAGGAUCCUGGGGACCCUGCCCUGUGUGAGGAGACCCAGUUCUCCAUGCUGCCACUUGAGGGAUUCAGCCUUCUGGAGGAAAUGACAUCAGAAGCCAAGGCCCCCUUCGCAGGCCCCGCAGCUGCCCUGCCACCCCAGGACGGAGGCCCCGGGUUCCUCAGUGAAGGACAGGCUACUCGGGCCUCCACAGCACCAGCUGCCCAGCCAGCUCACUCAGGCCAGUAG